Molecule: messenger RNA, 2391 nt
Organism: Helianthus annuus (common sunflower)
Lineage: Eukaryota; Viridiplantae; Streptophyta; Magnoliopsida; Asterales; Asteraceae
Product: wall-associated receptor kinase-like 2
Exons: 3
Coding region: 295-2091 (598 amino acids)
Biological process (GO): protein phosphorylation; cell surface receptor signaling pathway
Cellular component (GO): plasma membrane
Molecular function (GO): ATP binding; protein serine/threonine kinase activity
Source: RefSeq, a predicted model, not a curated record
CAAAUCAUACUCACCAUUAUAUACAUAAACACGGCACCACCUGCAAUUGCAAAGAAAGCCAAGCCGAGGUGCAAUGAUACCUGUGGGAACGUGACCAUUCCAUACCCUUUUGGAAUCGGUACUGAUUGUUCUGCCAACCCAUGGUACAACGUUAAUUGCAUCUCUUCCAAGCCAUAUCUGCCUAAACUCAACAACCUGGAAGUCUUGCGUAUAGACUUGGGUAAUCCAACAGUCACUGUUAAUACGCCAAGAAUUACUAAUUGUCAAAACACAGUUCAGAAGAGCAGUGAUUUCAUGGGAGUCCUUCGUGAUAGCCCCUUCUUGUUCUCCAAAUUAAGCAAUAGGUUUGUUUAUGAGGGGUGUGGUACUGCGGCUAUGGUGGCAAAUAAUGGGAGUGUACUUACAGAGUGUUCAUCCACUUGUGUCAAUGUUACACCUAGCGGUACACGAAACUGUUUUGGAAUCGGUUUUUGCCAGACCACAAUUCCCCAUCGUGUCUGGUCGUACAACAUUAACUUCACCCGCUUGGAAGAGGAAGAGGGAGGUUGUGGGUUUGCCUCCUUGGUGGAUCAAACUUCAUAUGACCAAGGAAAUGUUUCUGUCAGGGAUAGCCCUUUUAUUCCGAUAUCACUUGUGUGGACUCUAGCAGACUCCGAUCAAAUAACUUGUUGUGAUAGCAAAGACCCUGAAAGACGCACAGUGGCUCUUUAUGAUGGUCCUCCAGUGAAUACAAGGAGGUGUGGUAGAGAGUCAGAAGAAGACAACCCUUAUUUAAAAGAUGGAUGCAAGACCUAUGAGCGUACGGAAGAGUGUAGACGGUGCAGAGAUCUUGGAGGUAACUGUAAAAGUUCCCCGAUACUUGACAUCGAUGAUACAGUUUAUAAUUGGAACAUCGCUUGUUAUGACGUAAAAUGGAAACCAAGCAAAACAAAUCUCCGGGGUGUAAUUCUAGGUAUUAGCAUAAGCAUGGGGGUAUUUUUUAUUGUUGUCAUCAGUUACAUAUUGCACAAAGUGAUUAAGAAGACAAAAGUAAGGAGGCAAAGAGAGAGAUUUUUUAAACGCAAUGGUGGUUUACUUCUAAAACAACAACAAGAAGUUGAUCCAUCUUUAGUUAAUAAAACCAUACUUUUCACAUCACGUGAGUUACAGAAGGCCACUAACAACUUUAAUGAGAAUAGAAUUCUUGGCCGAGGGGGUCAAGGUACAGUCUAUAAAGGCAUGCUGACAGAUGGAAGGAUUGUGGCAAUUAAAAAAUCGAAAAUAAUUGACGAAAGCCAGUUAGAGCAGUUCAUUAAUGAGGUGGUCAUUCUUUCCCAAGUUAAUCAUAGGAACGUGGUCAAACUAUUGGGAUGUUGCUUAGAGACAGAAGUCCCUCUCCUCGUUUCAGAAUUCAUUCCAAAUGGUACCCUGUAUCAUCGGCUUCACAACAGAAAUGACGAGUUCCCACUUUCAUUUAACAUGAGAUUACAAAUUGCUACAGAGGUUGCAGGAGCACUUGCUUACUUACAUUCAUCAACUUCCAUUCCAAUAUACCACAGAGACAUCAAAACCACUAAUAUACUUUUGGAUGAUAAAUACAGAGCCAAAGUCUCUGAUUUUGGGACUUCAAGGCUCGUCUCAAUUGAGCAAACUCAUUUGACUACCACAGUCAAAGGUACGUUUGGCUACCUUGAUCCUGAGUAUUCUCAAUCCAGUCAAUUCACUGAAAAAAGUGAUGUUUAUAGUUUUGGGGUUGUUUUGGUUGAAUUGUUAACCGGAGAAAGGCCAAUUUCGCUAACUAGAUUUGGUGAAAAUAUAACUUUGAUUGCACACUUUACGUCGGCUAUGGAAGAAAGGCGUGUUAUGUCUAUUUUUGAUGCGUUGGUGAUUAAAGAGAGUACUGUGGAUGAGCUUAUGAUUGUAGCUAACCUAGCAAUGCGAUGUUUAAAUCUGAAUGGAAAAUAUAGACCAACAAUGAAAGAAGUAGCUAUAGAGUUAGAAACCAUACGAACAUCACACGUUCCAUCUACAAUUCAAAUGUAUACUAGUUCUAUGGUGUAUAGGGAGGAAAUAUCGAUGCUAAGCUAUGGCGAAUCAUCAUCAACCUGCUAGAGUUUCAACAAUAACAUUAGUCGAUCUUGAUAAAAACUCGUUCUUUGUUUAUUGUAAUAAAGUUACAUAUACAAAUCAUUGUUUGUUAGAACAUAAUAUCUUUAGCUGAGUCUUGUAUCUUGAAAGUGUCCAGGUUAUAGGUUAGAUAGAGUUUUGUUUUGAUGUUUUAUGUUUACGCAAUAGUCUUGCAUUUGGUAGUCAACGUAUGUGUGUCAAGGGCGUAUGAAUCAUGCAUGGUUUGUGUCGCCGCAUGAGACAUGUGUUAGUUCAUGUAGAAUGUAUGUCUCAUAUGUAAAUAAA